Molecule: messenger RNA, 2359 nt
Organism: Drosophila guanche
Lineage: Eukaryota; Metazoa; Arthropoda; Insecta; Diptera; Drosophilidae
Product: facilitated trehalose transporter Tret1
Exons: 7
Coding region: 209-2359 (716 amino acids)
Biological process (GO): transmembrane transport
Cellular component (GO): membrane
Molecular function (GO): transmembrane transporter activity
Source: RefSeq, a predicted model, not a curated record
UUGAUUCGAAAAGGUUUUGGAGUCUCUCUUACUUACAAGUAAAUAUAAUGAUACCCAGAUGAUGAUGGGCAUAUAAUUUCCAACUAAAUGAUCUCGAGACAGCAGUGAAAACGAACAGCAAACACAAUUCAAACAGAAAAUCCCGAAGCAAGCAAACACCUGAGCAAACACAGCGGAGCAAAAGGCGGCGCAUCACGUAUACGCCACCAUGUCCAAUGGCAAGGCUGCUGCCGCAGCUGAGAAAAAUGGCUCAUUGAACGAUCGACCGUUGUUCAUGCAAAAUGGCAAUGGGGGACGUCUGGCCCCGGUUAAUGAUGUGGAAGUGAGCAACUUCCGACGCGCCCUGCCACAGUUUUUAGCUGUUAGUAUUAAGAACAUAUUGCUAUUCGGCUAUGGCAUGACUUUGGGCUUCCCCACAAUUGUGAUACCUGCCAUCCAAGGAGGCGAGGGCCGCAGCGAAACAAACAGUGAUAUAAUCCUCAACAAAGACGAGAUAUCCUGGUUCAGUUCCAUCAAUUUGAUAUGCGUGCCGCUGGGCUGCCUGUUCUCUGGCGUGUUAACACAACCGCUGGGCAAGCGACGUGCAAUGCAGUUUGUCAACCUGCCUAUACUGGCGGCAUGGCUAAUGUUUCACUUUGCAACGCGCACGGAGCAUCUGUAUGCGGCUUUAUGCCUCGCUGGUCUCGGCGGUGGAUUAAUGGAGGCGCCAGUGCUUACCUAUGUGGCGGAGAUCACAGAGCCCAAGUAUCGUGGCAUACUGUCAGCGCUGGGCACCACCUGUGUCAUCACCGGUGUCUUUAUACAGUUCAUACUCGGCUCCCUGAUGGACUGGCGGAGUGUGGCCGCGGUGAGUUCUGCCUUUCCGGUGAUUACCAUCGUCAUGCUGUGCUUUGUGCCGGAGAGUCCCGUGUGGCUGAUCAGGGAGCAGCGUUUCCUGGAGGCCGUCAAGUCGCUGCAGUGGCUGAGGGGCUGGGUGCCAGAGCACAAGAUCGAGGCGGAAUUCAAUCAAUUGUACGACGAGCUGAUCACACAGAAGGCCAUCGAGUACACAGCCGAUGGGGUGCCAGUGGCAGGACAACGUCGAACGCUGGGCCAACGCCUGAGAAUGUGGCGCAAGCGAAGUUUCCUGGUGCCGUUCCUUCUGGUGUCGUUUGCCUUUUUCACUGGACACUUUUCGGGCAAGACACCCCUGCAGACGUAUGCCGUGCAGAUCUUCCACACCCUCAAGGCACCGAUGAAUAAAUACCAUGCCACCAUUCUGCUUGGUGUGGCCGAGAUGUUGGCCACCAUUCUGGGCGUGAUACUCAUACAUUUUACGGGCAAGCGACCGCUGGUUCUGGUCUCCACCGUGGGCACGGGCCUCUGCUUCCUUGGCACCGCCACAUAUGCUCACUUCCUGAACGAAGUGCCCGGCUUCACGGUCAACAAUGUGGUGGUGAAUGCCUCAUCGAUUGUCCCCAAGGAGGGCAUCCUAUCGCAGGCGAACAUAUCAAAGAUCUUUGCGAACGAACAGCUGGAAAUUCUACAGGAUCAGGCGGAUCAGCUGACGACGAUGCUGCCAGAUAUGUUCGAGACAACCACCAUGUUUGAUCUGGAUACGUGGAAUCGCACCAAAAGGGAGCUGGAGACCACCACCGAUUAUGCCGAUGCCAUGGAGACCACAAUGUGGCCAGAGCCAUCGAGCAGCCCCGAACCACUUCCAAAUCCACCGCCAGCGAUGCCCACCAGUUCCGCAAAACCACCCAUUCAGGAGGAGCUGCUGCUGACUGUGCCGAAGCAGGAGAAAAACUAUCUCGUGUGGGUGCCACUCAUACUGCUGCUGCUCUCCGCCUUCUUCUCGCAUCUGGGCAUACGCAUGCUGCCCUGGAUCCUGAUUGGUGAGGUCUUUCCGGCAGAAAUACGCAACAGCGCUUCAGGGUUUGCCGGCGGAGUGGGCUACAUCUUUGGUUUUCUGGCCAACAAACUGUUUCUGUGGAUGCUAGCCGCCUUGACAUUGCCGGGAACGUUUGCCUUCUAUGCCACCGUGGCCUUUAUAGGCACUGUGGUGCUGUACUACACGUUGCCAGAGACCGAAGGACGUACCCUGGGUGAAAUUGAGGCUCACUUCUCCAAGAAAUCCGAUAUGAAUUUACUACGCAAACAGCCGAAAAAGAAGGCACCCAUCAAAGAUGAGAUCCAGAUGCCUGACAAUGCCAUCAAUGUGGACACAAUGCAGAGUUUUCAUGUGCCAAUCACAUCACAGCAGCAGUCCAAGAUCAUACACUUGCAGCAGAGUGACUUUACGCCCAGAACGACACAGAAUGGACGAAGUGGGGCCACAAAUCUGGCGUUUGAGGAGAGCAAUACCACACAUCUGUGA